GCCAUCUUCAGAAUACAUUUCCAAAACAAAAUUUAUUGUUUACAAUUUAUAAAUUAAAAACCAGCAUGGACUUCCAGUCGCUGAUGCAGCAGAUGUACAGCAAUGCGGGGGGCAUGCCCCUUAUGAUGCCGCCCUCACAGAACGGCUAUGGAUACGGCCAGCAGCAGCCUUUCUGCCCCUUCCCGCUCAAUGGCAUCCAUCUGGAGCAGCAGCCGGAGCCGGAAGAGGAUGACGAGGACGACGAGGAGCAGCGCACCCUGUUCUGUGGCAAUCUGGACGAGCGCGUUUCGGAAGAGAUACUGUACGAAGUGUUCCUGCAGGCCGGUCCCAUCGAGGAAGUGCGCAUUCCCACGGACAACAUGGGCAGGCAGCGAAACUUUGGCUUCGUCACGUACCAGCACCAGUGCGCGGUGCCCUUUGCCCUCCAGCUGUACCAGGGCCUGGAGUUGUAUCAGAAAAAGGUGACCAUCAAGCAGCAGGGCGCAGACAGGGCCAGGCAGCAGCAGCAGCAGAAUGCCUCCUCCUUUGGCCCGAAUCGCCUACGGAAUCCCUUCUCGAUAGAGCCGCCGCCCACGGCCGCGUCCUCGCCAUCCGCACCGCACCGCAAUCGCCACUCCAUGCACGGAGCCAAGCCCUACGACCGCAAACCAGGAGGAAACAGUGGAGAUCAGCGACGACGCAGCGACAGCUCGGUGAUGGAACGCAACAGGCCGAGGCAGCAGCAGCAGCAUCAUCACCAGCACCUGCCCGGCGGCAGCCGUCAUUCGGAUCAAAGGCACAACCAGCGGCGCCUGUUCUGAUAGAUUCUACA
Messenger RNA from Drosophila kikkawai, 811 nucleotides. RefSeq names its product RNA-binding protein 7. NCBI's taxonomy places the organism in Eukaryota, Metazoa, Arthropoda, Insecta, Diptera, Drosophilidae. Gene Ontology annotation, molecular function: single-stranded RNA binding. Gene Ontology annotation, biological process: regulation of alternative mRNA splicing, via spliceosome. The record is from RefSeq and is a predicted model, not a curated record. Gene Ontology annotation, cellular component: nucleus.